This is a messenger RNA of Prunus armeniaca (apricot), 870 nucleotides long. NCBI's taxonomy places the organism in Eukaryota, Viridiplantae, Streptophyta, Magnoliopsida, Rosales, Rosaceae. The record is from the annotation of a GenBank genome assembly.
AUGGCUUCCGCUUGGGCUUCUUCUUCUGCCAUUGCAGCCGUUGCCAUAUCUUCUCCCAGGCAAGUUCUCAAAGCAGUGCUACAUGCAAACUUUAAUAAUAUAAUAUUAGGCUCCCAGAAGGCUGGGUCUACUUUGGCAGCAACAAGGGCUUCUUUCUUUGGUGGGAGGAAGCUCAGAGUGAGGAACUUGACAGCGUCCUCUGGAUCAUCAACAUCUUUCACAGUACGUGCUGCUGCAGCUGACCCUGAUAGACCCUUGUGGUUCCCAGGCAGCACUCCUCCUCCAUGGCUCGAUGGAAGCCUCCCAGGAGACUUUGGCUUUGAUCCCCUUGGUCUUUCAUCUGACCCUGACAGCUUGAGAUGGAACCAGCAAGCAGAACUUGUACACUGCAGAUGGGCUAUGUUAGGUGCAGCUGGCAUCUUCAUCCCAGAAUUCUUGACCAAAAUUGGCAUUCUAAACACCCCUUCAUGGUACACAGCCGGAGAACUAGAGUACUUCACAGACAAAACCACUCUGUUUGUUGUUGAGCUGAUUUUGAUUGGGUGGGCCGAGGGCAGGAGGUGGGCCGACAUCCUCAAGCCCGGGUCUGUUAACACCGACCCGAUCUUCCCCAACAACAAGCUCACCGGGACGGAUGUUGGGUACCCAGGCGGGCUUUGGUUCGACCCACUUGGAUGGGGAAGUGGUUCACCUGAAAAGAUCAAGGAGCUGAGGACAAAGGAGAUUAAGAAUGGGAGGCUGGCUAUGUUGGCUGUGAUGGGGGCUUGGUUCCAACACAUUUACACUGGCACUGGCCCAAUUGACAACCUCUUUGCUCACCUUGCUGAUCCUGGCCAUGCCACCAUCUUUGCUGCUUUUACUCCCAAGUGA